Cololabis saira (Pacific saury) is the source of this 2311-nucleotide messenger RNA. RefSeq names its product DEAD (Asp-Glu-Ala-Asp) box helicase 5 (gene ddx5). The record is from RefSeq and is a predicted model, not a curated record. Bases 107 to 1954 code for a protein of 615 amino acids. Gene Ontology annotation, biological process: alternative mRNA splicing, via spliceosome. Gene Ontology annotation, cellular component: ribonucleoprotein complex; cytoplasm; nucleus. Gene Ontology annotation, molecular function: RNA binding; ATP binding; RNA helicase activity. The transcript has 13 exons. Lineage: Eukaryota; Metazoa; Chordata; Actinopteri; Beloniformes; Belonidae.
UCUCGUUUCUGGUUGCCGGCAUUUCCAGCAGCACCGGUUACUUUUCCGCGACGACCACGACCAAACCACUUCAUACUUAACGCUUUUUUAUCACUUUAUUUACACCAUGCCUGGUUACCCCGAGAGAGACCGCGACAGAGACCGUGGCGGCAGAGACAGGGGCUAUGGCGGCGGCGGCGGCCCGCCCCGGUUCGGUGGCAGCCGUAAUGGAGGAGGUGGAGGAGGAGGAGGGAAGUUCGGGAAUCCCGGCGAGCGGCUGCGGAAGAAGCACUGGAACCUGGACGAGCUGCCCAAGUUCGAGAAGAACUUCUACCAGCAGCACCCCGACGCCACCCGCAGAUCGCCGCAAGAGGUUGAGCAAUACAGAAGGACCAGGAUUAUUACCAUCAAGGGGAGAGAUUGUCCCAAUCCCAUAAUGCAGUUCCACGAAGCAAGCUUCCCCACUUAUGUCAUGGAGGUGAUCAAUAAACAGGGCUGGACUGAGCCAACCCCCAUCCAGGCUCAGGGCUGGCCCGUGGCUCUAAGCGGCAAGGACAUGGUUGGCAUUGCUCAGACCGGCUCUGGCAAGACGCUUUCUUAUCUGCUGCCAGCCGUUGUCCACAUUAAUCACCAGCCGUUCUUGGAGCGCGGAGAUGGCCCUAUUUGUCUAGUGCUAGCCCCGACCCGUGAGUUGGCACAGCAGGUGCAACAGGUGGCUGCAGAAUACGGCAGAGCUUCUCGCCUCAAGAGCACCUGUAUCUACGGAGGAGCCCCGAAAGGACCCCAGAUCAGAGACCUGGAGAGAGGUGUUGAGAUCUGCAUUGCCACUCCAGGCAGGCUCAUCGACUUCCUUGAGGCAGGAAAGACAAACCUUCGCAGAUGCACCUACCUUGUGCUGGAUGAAGCUGAUAGGAUGCUGGACAUGGGCUUUGAGCCACAGAUCAGGAAGAUCGUUGACCAAAUCAGACCUGAUCGGCAGACUCUUAUGUGGAGUGCUACUUGGCCCAAAGAGGUCCGUCAACUGGCAGAGGACUUCCUGAAGGAGUACGUGCAGAUCAACGUUGGGGCGCUGCAGCUCAGCGCUAACCACAACAUCCUCCAGAUAGUGGAUGUCUGCAAUGAUGGGGAGAAGGAGAACAAACUCAUCCGUCUGCUUGAGGAAAUCAUGAGUGAGAAGGAGAACAAGACCAUCAUCUUCGUAGAGACAAAGAGGCGGUGUGAUGACCUUACGCGCAGGAUGAGACGUGAUGGAUGGCCUGCUAUGGGGAUCCAUGGAGAUAAAAGUCAACAGGAAAGAGACUGGGUUCUCAAUGAGUUCAAAUUUGGGAAGGCCCCAAUCCUUAUUGCUACAGAUGUUGCCUCCAGAGGUCUAGAUGUUGAAGACGUCAAAUUUGUCAUCAACUUUGACUACCCCAACAACUCUGAGGACUAUAUCCACCGCAUUGGCAGAACGGCCCGUAGCCAAAAGACAGGCACAGCCUAUACCUUCUUCACCCCAAACAACAUGAGGCAGGCUGGCGACCUCAUCUCUGUGCUGCGCGAGGCCAACCAGGCUAUUAACCCCAAGCUCCUCCAAAUGGCAGAAGAUAGAGGAGGUCGUUCAAGGGGCGGCAGAGGUGGUGACUUCCAUCGGGACAGGUUUUCAUCCGGACGGCGUGACUUCGGCGGUAGGAACAGGGAUGGUGGUAGAAGCUUUGACAAUGGACCAAGUAAGGCCUUUGGCACAAAUUCACAGAACGGAGGCUAUGGAGGCAGCAAUGGCGCCGGCGGCAACGGCUAUGCUGCAGCAGGCUUCAAUGGACAGUCCAACUUCAACCAAACAGGAUCAUUUGGUAACCAGAACAACUUCCAGGCUCAGCCUGUUGCACAGAAUGGUAUGAGCCAUCCCUCAUUCCCCUUCCCUCAGGGACAGGCUCCACAGCAGCAUCCUCCACCUCUGGUGCCGUAUCCCAUGCCUCCUCAGUUCUCUCAGUAAAUGCACCAUACACUUGAAAAAGUAAUUUAUUUGCUUUUUUUUUUGUUUGUUCUUCCCCCAAGUUCUUCGCUUAACCCAUUUUUGUAUUUGCUUAACAGGGUUAUAUCAAUGUAAGACUCAGUGCUAAGAUCUGCGGUGCAGCAAUAGUAGUAAUGCAUACUUGUUUUCCUCCACAUAUUUAAUUUUUUUUUAUAUUCCUCAAUGUUUAGAGUUUUUUUUUUUUUUUUUCCUCUUUUCCCUUUUUUUUGUACUAGGUAACUGCAAGUGUAUUGGUUUUCAUGUAUGUUGUUGAAGGCAACGAGCUACAUUGGAAGUGCACUGCAUGUCUUUCAAAUAAAACCCUAUUUGAAAAAAUAA